Molecule: messenger RNA, 1368 nt
Organism: Fusarium subglutinans
Lineage: Eukaryota; Fungi; Ascomycota; Sordariomycetes; Hypocreales; Nectriaceae
Exons: 2
Coding region: 1-1368 (455 amino acids)
Source: RefSeq, a predicted model, not a curated record
AUGUCUGGAAGCGGGCUCACCCCAGAUGAUUAUCGCCGAUAUCAAGAGCACAUGAAGCGUAAACAGGAAAGAGAGAGAAGAGCCAGGGCUGAGCAAGAAAAGGCUGAGCAGGAGAGGGCUGAGCAGGAAAGGGCUGCUAAAGAGAGAGCAGACAAAAAGAGAGCAGCCAAAAAGAGAGCAGCUGGGGAGAGAACCGCCAAAGAGAGAGCUGCAGGAGAGCCCGCUACCCCAGUUGAUGAACCGGAGAAUACCAGUGAUGGAGACAACUCCUCCACCCUCUUGAGCCCAAACUAUCGAGGCAUAGCGAGCGGCUGGAUAAAGGUAAUCUGGCAAUGUCUCAUGAACCAUAAACUUUCUGUUUUAUUUCUAAUCGCCACCAUCGCCGGUUUGUUGACAAGUAUCCCUUGGAUGAGGUUCAUCCUCAAGUUUCCCCUUCCUGUUCCUGGCGGCAGUCUUGGCAGCUUGUUUAUGGUGGCAGUGAAAAAGCUUGGCCUGCCUACACCGACAGAAAGCCCGUCUUGCGUCCGUGAUGGGCCAGUCUUCUCUGCCAGUGGCCAGUUCCUUGGCGAAAUAGCCAAGUUACUGGACGGGAAAACCUUUGAAGGUGUUGACUUCAACUUCAACGAGACAUUGUUGCUCGAAGUCAAUCGGGCGGACGAUAGGCUUGCAACUGUCACCAGAAGCAUUUCCAACCAUUCUUACCACGUUUGCCGACACAUAUCUCGUCUGAGUGAAAUCGUCUCCUCCGAGCCCUCAUUUUUAGCACCUUUUCUUGAGUUUAUUGGGUAUGAAAAGUCGAAGGAAACGGUUAUAGAGAAUGAGACAAAAGGCUUUCUCUCCACCUUGGAUCAUGGCAACACUACCCGUUCAGAAAUGAUCAACCAGACCAGAGCUGUCUACGAAUCGAUCGGAAAACUGCAGAAUGAAUUCUGUGAGGCAAGUGAUAAAGUGCUGAACAUCAAAACAGAUGUUUCCGAAAAGCUGUCCGCCAAAAAAGCCGCCUUACAAGCCCAGAAGAAGCACACCGCCUUACGGCAAUAUGUUGCUCGCCGACUUCAUGGCAUCGAUAUCGAUACUCUGAAGAUGGAAAACGUGGCACUACGGCAAAGGCUAGACGAAGCGACGGACUUACGCAUCCACCCUGCGUUGGGAUGCAACGGGGGUGGGAUCUUUAGGUCCAAGAUGCGCAAGCUGGAGAAGGCCUUGAAGGGUCAUGAUAGGUUUUCCAAGGAUGCGAAAGCCAAGGCAGAGUGGAUCUUGGCAGAGCUACAGAGGGAUGGUAACUGGAAGGCUGCCGGAGAGGAACUAUCUAAGACUAUGAAGGACUAUGAUGAUAAGAUAAACGGAUUGUACUAUGGGAUAACCUGA